Patiria miniata (bat star) is the source of this 886-nucleotide messenger RNA. RefSeq lists its product as uncharacterized. The coding region runs from base 155 to 529 and encodes 124 amino acids. The transcript is spliced from 7 exons. The record is from RefSeq and is a predicted model, not a curated record. Lineage: Eukaryota; Metazoa; Echinodermata; Asteroidea; Valvatida; Asterinidae.
CUUCGAUACCACUAUCGUAAGCUCUGCACCGUCCAUUUACAUCCAAAAAGUAUAAAAAGUCUGUUUCGUUCUUCAAAUAGUCAUUCCGGCGAUUGUCGUCAACUAGCAAGCUUAUCUCUACUUCAGGAGCACAACAGCAUCAACUUCAUUCAAGAUGAAGGCUUAUAUCUGCUUGGUCGUUCUGGUGUGCCUGGGCUCUGUCCUCGCGGCCGAAACUAACGAAGCCGACGAGUUUGGUGUCAAACAAUAUUUUUUCUGUGACAUCAAUAAUCAAUGGCCGUACCAGUGCCCUCCCGGCUCGAUCUGUGUGCCAGCACCCACUCCCACGGGGGGCAAGUGCGCGGCUUUUAAGAAGAGAAUGGCAAAUGUUGAAGCCGACGAGUUUGGUGUCAAACAAGAUCUCUGUGACAUCAAUAAUCAAUUGCCGUACCAGUGCCCUCCCGGCUGGCUCUGUGUGCCAGCACCCACUCCCACGGGGGGCGAGUGCAUACGUUUUAAGAAGAGAAUGGCAAAUGUUGAAGAGUCCUAAAUGCCAACAGCCUCGGGAUGGUGAAGUCGCAAUUGAUUAAUUAUUACGGUGAAGGGUUUAAGUUGUAUUGUCUUUGCCUUGUUCGAGUUAAAUGAGACUUUUUAAAUUAACAUGUAGUUGAAAUUCCUCCCAAAGGAAGAAACUGUUGACAAAGCUAUACUACCAUGAGUAAAUCACACAUUGUCAAAAUUACCAUUUUAAUCUGAUCCUAAUCUGAAUCUUUAUCUGGAAAUGAAUAUUAACAACACCCGAUGGGUGUCACGAUUGUGAUGCUACCACUGCGAGUUUUUCUGACACAAUUUGCUAUGGGAAAUGUUUCCUUUGCAUCGCAUUCAUGUAUCAUUUUGUGUUGUUAUU